Cooperia oncophora is the source of this 225-nucleotide messenger RNA. The record is from the annotation of a GenBank genome assembly. NCBI's taxonomy places the organism in Eukaryota, Metazoa, Nematoda, Chromadorea, Rhabditida, Trichostrongylidae.
AUGACGGGUGGACUCAUGAAACAUGCAGCCAAUGCAGCUAUUGCUCCCGGUUCACCAUGGCGUCGCAUGGACGGAGAGCAACGUGCCCAACUUUUACACAAGGUAGCAGAUCUUGUGGAAAGGGACAGGAAUAUCCUAGCUUCACUUGAAUCACUUGACAACGGGAAGCCGUUUACGACAGCUUACGAUGUCGAUCUUUCAUUAUCGAUCGAGUGCAUCAGGUGA